Molecule: messenger RNA, 1246 nt
Organism: Nicotiana attenuata
Lineage: Eukaryota; Viridiplantae; Streptophyta; Magnoliopsida; Solanales; Solanaceae
Product: lignin-forming anionic peroxidase
Exons: 5
Coding region: 55-1029 (324 amino acids)
Biological process (GO): response to oxidative stress; hydrogen peroxide catabolic process
Molecular function (GO): peroxidase activity; heme binding
Source: RefSeq, a predicted model, not a curated record
GCAACUUUAAUUUCUUGAGUAAUCUUGAAAAAAAAACUUAAGAAGUUGUCAAUCAUGUCUUUUUUAAGAUUUGUUGGUACAAUUCUUUUCUUGCUUGCAAUUUUUGGAGCAUCAAAUGCUCAAUUAAGUGCAACAUUUUAUGAUACCACUUGCCCUAAUGUUACAAGUAUUGUACGUGGUGUUAUGGAUCAAAGGCAACGUACUGAUGCUCGAGCUGGUGCUAAAAUUAUUCGUCUUCAUUUCCAUGAUUGUUUUGUUAAGGGUUGUGAUGGAUCAAUUUUGUUAGACACAGAUGGGACUCAAACUGAGAAAGAUGCAAUUCCUAAUGUAGGUGCAGGAGGAUUUGAUAUUGUUGAUGAUAUUAAAACUGCAUUAGAGAAUGUAUGUCCUGGUGUUGUAUCUUGUGCAGAUAUUUUAGCCCUUGCAUCUGAAAUUGGAGUUGUCUUGGCCGGAGGUCCGUCAUGGCAAGUACUUUUUGGCAGAAGAGAUAGCUUAACAGCAAACCUAUCUGGAGCUAAUAGUGAUAUUCCUAGCCCCUUUGAAACCCUUGCUGUAAUGACACCACAAUUCACCAACAAGGGAAUGGAUUUAACUGAUCUUGUUGCUCUAUCUGGUGCACAUACAUUUGGAAGAGCAAGAUGUGCUACUUUUGAACGACGUCUGUUUAAUUUCAGUGGCAGUGGUAAUCCUGAUCCUACCGUAGACGCUACGUUUUUACAAACUUUACAAGGAAUUUGUCCUCAAGGUGGAAAUAAUGGCAAUACUUUUACAAAUCUUGAUAUAUCAACACCUAAUGAUUUUGAUAAUGACUAUUUCACUAAUCUUCAAAAUAAUCAAGGACUUCUUCAAACUGAUCAAGAGUUGUUUUCAACAUCUGGAUCUGCUACAAUUGCUAUAAUAAAUCGUUAUGCUGGUAGUCAAACUCAGUUUUUUGAUGAUUUUAUUAGCUCAAUGAUUAAAUUGGGUAAUAUAAGUCCAUUAACUGGUACUAAUGGAGAGAUUAGGACAGAUUGCAAGAGGGUUAAUUAAUUAAUUAAUCAAGCAGAUUAGUUAUCAAGAGUGCUUUAAUUACUGCAUGUUCUUGUGUUGUUUAAUCAUGUCCUAAAGAAAGAUUGUCAGAAGUUUGAUGUCUUGAGUUGUAAUUUUUUUUCAUCUUUUUGUCGCUUAUUUUGUUUUACGUAAAUGUAAUAUGUGCUGAAAUGGCAAUUCCAAUAAGGAUAUUAUGCUUAAAUAGCAAUUCCAAUAA